AAAUCGGUCUUAGAUCUACACUAAGUGCUGCUGCCUCCACUUCUAUUCCACUGCUACUAAAAACUCCAGACUGGCUAUCCCCUAGGGGCUCUUCCAUAAUGUGUUAACUAUCUGUUUGAGGACUUCCAGUAUAAGUUUUACCUUUGAAGGGUUUGCAGAAGCCAAAGGACGUUGUUUUGAAAGGUCAAUGUUCAGCACAGCUGUCCCUGGCCCACGUUGGUGAUAAUGCUUCUACUGAUAGUUCUCGGGGCCACUCUCGGGGUAACUGGUGGUGCUAUUGCUACCUGUGCAAUGGCCUUCCUCUGCUCCCGUUUUAAGAAGCUGAGAGGGUCCUACAUAAAUCCGGAGAACAAGUGUCUGGAAAGCACAGCAAAGGAGAGAAAUAUCCUGCACACGACACAGCAGUUUAGAGUGAAGAAGACAAUGGAGACAGUCCAGCCAAGGACCAGGUUAGCAACACCUAAAAUCUAUGGUCCCAAACCAAUGAAAACCUUCCCAGAGUUCAUCAAUUAUCCAGACUGCUCCUUAGAAAGGAUGGAUGAAUGUCUGCCAGCUAGAGCAGAGAAGACCCACAUCUCCAGUUUAAUUGUGAAUUCAUCUGAAGAUCUGUUUGUUUUUUCCAGGAACGCUCCCGGUGAUGCUGUGCCUCUGUCAGAUGACAUGCAGAGUGAAGUAUCUGAGGAUUCGAUGGAAGAUGUGAAGCUGCAUUAUGGAAUUCAAUACAACCGCUAUAAGUCGGAACUUUAUCUCACCAUUAUUGAAGCCCAAAACACAAACAUGGUGGAAAACGUGAACCGCAGUGAUAGUUACGUGGUAGCUGCCUUGAUCACGAAACUUGGGAAGGCUGAGGCCGAGACCUCUAUCCAGGCAAAGACCCUGCACCCGGUUUGGCAAGAGACUCUGACAUUCCCCGUCUUAGAGGAACAUAUGCGGGGGGCAACUUUAACCGUGGCUGUCUACAGCUGUGAUAAGUAUUCCAGGCAGAGCUGUGUGGGGGAAGCUCAGCUCAAGCUGUGUGAUGUGGCAGUAGAAGAAAGGACGGAGUGCUGGAUCAGACUGACAGCCCCUCUAAAGAAUUCCUCGCUUGGUGAGAUCUUGCUUUCCAUCAACUUCCUUCCGGCUGCUAACCGUCUGAUUGUCAUCAUUAUGAAGGCACAGAACUUAAAUCCCAACAAGCUGAAUGAUCUGAUAGAUAUGUCAGUCAAGCUCACUCUCAUGCACCAAUCCUUGAAGCUAAAGAGAAAACAUACAAGACAUGUUAAGCACAAGAUUAACCCAGUGUGGAAUGAGAUGAUAAUGUUUGAGUGUCCUUAUGAAAUGCUAUGCAAAGCCAGUCUUGAACUGGAAUUAUUGAAUCAGGACUGUACCAGGCAAAAUCAUCUCCUUGGAAAAUGCAACCUCGGUAUGAAUUACACUGACUUAGAGUUAAGUCACUGGCAGGAAAUGCUGGCCAACCCCAAGAAACAGAUUGCAAUGUGGCAUAAACUGCAUGAAUAAUCACCUUCUCUCUCAGUCACAUUCACUGGCAAAGUUCAAGCUUCAGCAGAUUCAUUUCCAAAGUUUCCUGCACCCGUUGAUGCCAUGGCCAAUGUUCAGUUUUCCAUAAGCUAUAUAAAUCCCAGUGCUCACAUAGUGGGAAAGGUUUAAACAAAAAGCUAUUCAGUGGCUGCAGCUGAAGUGUGUACUGAGCCCUGCAGCUUGGGGCCUACUUCUUAUUGUGGCUUCUUUUGUAAAAUGGUUGCACAGAACACAGUUAAUUUUUUUUAAUGGAUCUGUUUGCAGCCCAAUUAACUGUCCUUCAGAGGAACUCACGAGGCCCACUUCAGUGCCAAAGACGAAUGCCAAUCUGUGCUCAGCCCCCUUAUGAGUAUCUCCUCCAUUCAAUUUCCCUCUCUCUACUUCAUCAACUUCCCUCCCCGCCGCUCCUUCCUCCCUCAAUUAAAAGACCCUUGUAACCUGUUCUGGCAUUCAAAAAGUUCUUAUCUCAUUUGAUCAGUGUCCUCACCCUCAUUUUCUUGAUAAUCCCUGUAACCCUCAACUCUUCUUUAGACUGAAAUUCUAGUUCAGCUUUGAAUAUGCUUAAUAACUCAAUCACGUCUUCCCAACCUCCUCCUUUCUAAUUGUCCUCACCAUCUUCUGAUCAGCACCUUUCCUUCACUUCUCUGAAUUACUGCCUUCCACUGUCUUCACCUGCCCCUUUCAUUCAUGACCUAUUCUCUUCCAGGAUACAGCAGAGGACCAUUACCAGCAAAAGAGUGGGUCAACAUUGAAUGCCUCUUCAACCCUGAGCUGCCUGAGGAUGCCUAGUAACUGAGUGCAAAUUUCCAGCCAUGUGGAAAUGAAGAUGGAGUCUCACCUGCAUGAUGUGGUGGCGUACUCUGCCACAUUUCAACUGGUGGCUCUAACAGAAAUCAAUUUCUAAUCAUUGAAGUGGAAAUAUUAAUGUGAUGAAGAUGGGUUUAUUAAUCCAUUAUUUGUGGUAUCCCAUCAUCAUCACCUAACUGAUUUUAUUGAGGUUCAAUCAUUUUAACUGAGAAGCCACAAUAUGGUCUUGAUGUAGCUGCACCUGAAAUGUUCUCAAACAUCAUUAUUCAAGUUCCUGCUUUUAAUUCAUUGCUAAGAAGAAGAAGCAGACAGUUCUAAAUGGAAAAUAAUUCCUCAACAUUUUAUUAUCUUAAAAUUGGAUGUGAUGUUGAAUUUCAACUCUUUCAAAUAACUGAACUCAGGAGCACAUUAACUUUUUAUGCUUCAGCUGAUUGGGACAAAGGGUCAUGUCUGUUUAUCCUGAAAUUAUAUCCACUUGAUCACCAUGUUCCUGUGUUUAACAAACUCAUUGGAUAUCUGCCACUGAGUGUUCCAAAUAGUACUUUCAGCUAAAGGAAGGCACAAAGCAGCAUUAAGCAGUGCAUUUUGCAAGCAGGAGUGUUAAAAGUGGGGAUAUUUAUGGACUAAAUUGUAAGCUCAAAAUGGUAUUACAACAUGAUUGCAGCAACAAGAGACAUUACUCUAUAUUGACUAUUUUAAUCAACAUUUACCUCAAGUCUUUUGAAUCUUUAACCAUUUGAACUUGAAUGACCAGCCAAAAGUUCUAUUUGAAGGUGUGGGAGACCAAAAGCAUUCAUAUGUCCAGAUACAUUAAUUAUUCGAUGCUAAUAUACAAAUACAAAAGUAUUUUUAAAAAGAACAAUGGAAAUGUCAAUCUUUUCAAAAGAGAUGGAAUUUAUAAAAAAUUAAAUACCAUAUCGAUCCCUGUCUGUCUAGAAUACUGCACACAGUUUUGGGCUAAAAUUAUGACUUUAUAAUGAUAGUAUGGUUUAAAAUAUUAAAUUAUAAAGAUGCAUAAACAAGGCUUGCUUACUUGUGGAUUUAGAAAUGUGACAACUUAUCAAAAUGAUUAAGGGAUUUGGUAGGGUUGACACCAAUAAACCAUUCGCUCUUUUUGUGAGAACUGUGACGAGAUUGUAUAACCUGAAAUUGAAACUGGGGUAUUUGGAAAUAAAACCAUACAACAAUUUGAUUUCUGUCAACCGGUUCAGAUAUGGCCCAAGUGCUGAGUGAGAGACGCUGAAGCAGGUCGAUAGUUCAUAGACUUUAAUGCAAACAGUGUUAAAGGGAAAAGAAAACAGUAAACGCUAGGCCAACCAGGACAGUUAACUAAUACUCUCAAAUGGAAAACGAGGCCUACACUGCGGCUGAAAAGAACAACUAAGAAUAAAACAAAUAGCGCUAGUCUUCAGAGUCAGUUGACUUGACAGUCCGGUUUCUCGGGCAAGGUCGAAUGCAGGCAGGCAGUGAGGUGUUGUUGUGUCCAUGUCCAAGUCUCAACAAGCACUACGAAGACAAGUACGGAGUUAAAUACUAUCACAAUGAAAUAAUAAUUAGCUGACAUGUGCAUAUUCACAAGUGUAAUUGACGUAUCUACUGCACUGCCAAAUCCAUAAUUGUGACACGGCCACCCUCUCUAGGCAUAGCCCCUGAGGCACCACAGAUCUGUGUCCGCUGGAAUUUCCGGAUCAACGACUUGUCCAAGAUGUCCUUCACCAGGAUCCAAGUAUGUUCUUCUGGUCUAUACCCUUCCCAGUCCACAAGGUACUGGACCUUACCACGUACCCAGCGAGAUGCCAGGGAUGACUCGAGAGACUUGGGGAAACAUGAGAGGGAGGCAUGGGGAACUCGAGAGGCAGGGAGACUCAGGGAUCCAGAAAGACUGAGAGACCUGAGAACCUCAAGUAAGAUCAAGAAACGUCGAGCAAGGCCAAGAAGGAGGCUUGGGAAUCCUCGAGAUGGGGAGGACAUUGAAAAACCCUAAACACAUUGAAUAAACCUUGGAAACAACCGGAAAAAGAAAACCCUGGGAACAUAGAGAAAAGUCUUUGGGAAACCUUGAAACCUAGAGAAGGAACCUUUUCAAAACUUGCUCAGUGUUUUAUCUUUCACAAUUUUUCCAGAGACAAUUAGGAUAUGCUCUCAAUUUUACAGAUCAAGACAGGAUCGACAGGUUUCUUUCAUUGCUCA
Messenger RNA from Mobula hypostoma (lesser devil ray), 4515 nucleotides. It is a transcript of the gene syt13, whose product is annotated as synaptotagmin XIII. Bases 226 to 1497 code for a protein of 423 amino acids. Gene Ontology annotation, cellular component: axon; synapse; plasma membrane. NCBI's taxonomy places the organism in Eukaryota, Metazoa, Chordata, Chondrichthyes, Myliobatiformes, Myliobatidae. The transcript is spliced from 6 exons. Gene Ontology annotation, molecular function: calcium ion binding; clathrin binding; SNARE binding. Gene Ontology annotation, biological process: cellular response to calcium ion; vesicle fusion; calcium ion-regulated exocytosis of neurotransmitter. The record is from RefSeq and is a predicted model, not a curated record.